AGAUUAGAGGCUGCGCGGGUAUCAGAGAAGUUACAAUAAGGAGAGCGGGCGCUGGAACCGCGUGUGGAAGGAAAGGCGAAGGGUAGACGGCUUUUCCCCGAGCAGGGUUCGGUCUGUGCUGUACAUUAGUCCCUGGGAGAGGGAUCUGCACAGAGAGAGAGAGAGAGAGAGAGAGAGAGGAAGAAGAAGAAGAAGACUCCAGACUCCUUGCAAGCUUUCACGAUAGAGCCUUAACCAUCUGGUCAUUUUCAAUGCGAAUCUGACAGGCUCUAUAUAUAAUUUCCUUCCUCUCCUCCCUCUCACUGUUUUCCAGCCGGACUCCCAUUAACAUCUGCGCAUGGAAGUUUCACAAUAAAGACAGAAAUCGUAGCCGGACUCUGGAAAGGAGCAGUCGCCAGACCAGAAUCCUCUGCCACUCGCCUGCUGCUCGACUGUUCCCGUGGAGUUCGGAGGAUCCCAAGGAGGGGGUGGAGGGGGGGUCGCCGUGUCAAAAGACGUUGCCGGACUCUCAGAGGGUGGGGGUUCAGAAGAGAUGGCUGGUGAUACCUCCAGGUCUCUGGUCUGCAACGUGGUGAUCAUGGUGCUGGUUCAGUUGGCCCAGACCAGCGGCUGGAGCACAGCGCCACGCAAGACUGUGAGGCAUGAUGCGCUGAAAGAGGUGAAACGCUUCUCAAAGCCCAGGAUCUUCAAUUACACCACCCUACGCCUGGAUGAAGAUGCGCAGGUGCUGUAUGUUGGUGCUCGAGAGGCAGUGUUUGCACUCUGGAUGGAGGACAUCACGGUGGAGGUGAAAGAAGCGAUCAUUUGGAAUGCCCCAGUUGAGAAAAAAAUGGAUUGUGUUCAGAAGGGGAAGAACAACCAGACCGAUUGUUUCAAUUACAUUCGCUUCCUGCAUAACUUCAAUAGUACUCACCUGUACACCUGUGGGACCUAUGCCUUCCAGCCCAGAUGCACAUAUAUUGACACACGGAAUUUUACUUUAAACAAAGCAGCCAUGGAGGGUGGCAAGGGAAAGUGUCCCUACGAUCCUGCCAAAGGACACACUGGCCUGAUUGUGGAUGGUGAAUUGUAUUCUGCAACGCUGAACGAUUUUCUUGGCACAGAGCCAGUUAUUCUGCGGAAUCUGGGGCAUCGCUACUCGAUGAAGACUGAAUAUCUCGCUACCUGGCUGAACGAACCAAACUUCGUUGGUUCCGCCUACAUCCAGGAAAGUGCAAACAGCGACUUGGGAGAUGAUGACAAAAUCUAUUUCUUCUUCAGCGAGAGAGCUGUGGAGUAUGACUGCUACAGGGAUCAAGUGGUGGCGAGGGUUGCCCGCGUCUGUAAGGGUGAUCUGGGAGGGGCUCGAACACUUCAGAAAAAGUGGACCACCUUUCUGAAGGCCCGGUUGCUGUGUUCAGUCCCCGAGCAACAACUUCACUUCAACAAGAUUCAGACGAUCUACACAUUGAAUGAUAGUAGCUGGCAGAACACAGUGUUCUUCGGGAUUUUCCAGGCUCAGUGGGCUGACCUGGAUGUGUCUGCCAUCUGCCAGUAUCGGAUAGAAGAUAUCCAGCGCGCGUUCGAUGGGCCGUACAAGGAAUACCGGGACCAGGCGCAGAAGUGGGGUCGAUACUCGGAUAAGGUGCCAAGUCCCAGACCCGGAGCAUGCAUCACCAACAGCCACAGGGUGAGCGGCUACAACACCUCCCUUGAGCUGCCCGACAGCACCCUCAACUUCGCCAAGGAGCACCCGCUGAUGGACGACCUGGUGCAGCCCGUGGGUCACCAGCCAUUACUCGUCCAGAAAAACGUCAACUACACGAGGAUCGUGGUGGACCAGGUUCUGUCGUGGAAGGGGAUUCAGUACACCGUCCUGUACAUUGGGACAGGAACGGGAUGGCUUCAGAAGGCCGUAAUGAUUGGCUCUCAGGCGCACGUCAUUGAAGAAGUCCAGCUGUUUGAGGAGGCGCAGCCCGUGGAAAGCUUGGCCAUCUCCAAGAAGAAGAAACUCCUGUUUGCCGGCUCACGGAGUCAGGUUGUCCAGAUCCCCUUCGCAGACUGUCAGAAGUACCAAAGCUGCAUGGACUGCCUGAUGGCGAGGGACCCUCACUGUGCCUGGGCCAACCACGAAUGCACGAGGAUCGACACCCUGACAAAAACUGCUGCAGUGUGUCAGGACAUAGAAUCUGCCAACGUUGAUCUGUGCCAAAGGAUGGAACCUGCCAAAGGAGACCCAAGGCCCAGGACCGUCACCGUGGUGGCGGGCACUGACAUCCUCAUGCCAUGCCUGCUCAUCUCCAACCUGGCUGUGCCCAAGUGGCUCUUUGAGGACCAAGACCUCACCAAGGUCUCCAGCACCGGCUACGAGAUACAGCCCAAAGCCUUGCAGAUAUUGGACGUGGCAUCGAAGCACGGUGGUAACUACUUGUGUUACUCCGAGGAGAAGCACGGACGCGUCCUGGUGGGCAACUACUCGUUGGUUGUGUUCACCAGUCAAGCCAUGGCCUUGGAAAGCCGGUCUGCUGGCUUCAACCUGGGCUUGGUCUGGCUAGGUGUCUUGAUCCUGGGUGCCUUGGUCCUGGCUUGUCUGCUGGGGACGGUCAUCUACCUGAACCGUAAGCUGAAGGAGCAGUUGGAGAAAACGGCAGAGGCCAGGGAAGCCUCGGGCUCCCGGGCAACCGAGCGCAUCCUGCCCAAGGAGUUGCCUCGAGGCACCACGUUCAUCCCCAGCCAAACCUCCAGCUCAGACGAGAAGCUGUGGGAGGCGCCCUCCUACUAUUACUCCGACGGCUCCCUGAAGAUCGUGCCGGGGCACGCCGUCUGCCAGAACGGCGGCUCGCCGUCACACAAUGGCACCGCCAACGGGAUCCCCGGCCAGCCCCUCCCCACCGCCAUCCAGUCCCCCACCCGCCUCAACCUGGCCAACAUCCGCGGGGCCAACACCAACGGUUACAUCCGUCUGCAGCUGGGUGAGGAAGGGGCCGACCCCUUCUCCGAGGAGCUGAGGAAGAAGCUGAAGCAGCGGCAGAUGUUGCCAGAUGCCAACCCUGAGGAGUCUUCAGUAUGACCAGAGGGUGACGCUCCCUUCCAGCACCCAGCUACCUCAAGUUCCGUGUAAAUAGCGACGGGGAACCUAACACUGAAACCUUGUAUAUAAUUCACGAGAGACAACAUUUAAAAGCUUGAGAACAUCCCAAACCUGAACAGAAACUUACUCCAAAAGACAUAUGCAGCUAACGCACCACAGGCUAUAUCUGUGCACUCCCAUUCACUCUUAUCUGUAGCUGAACUUUACAUACUGUGAAAAGGCAGAGAAAGACUACAAGCUGGCACACACUUCCCCCUUCAUUCCACAGUUGCUCUGGAUCAAGCUGGCUGCCUGGUGAUCAGACAGUGUGACCUGCCAGUGGAAGAGAGGUAACUGCAGUGACCCCACCGGGAACUCCCCGCUGCCCUGCCGUAUUGGGCACAUCACCAGGAUGUUCUGUCUGGGCUGUUGACACGUGGCACUGGGGCAGACGAUGUUGAGCGGCAGUGUGUAAUCCGACCGGGUGCCCUCUCCAACCACUGUCGCCUUCCUCUGCGCAGAAUGAGUUGACGUCAUUGAACAGGAGUUGGAUGUGUGGCCAAGUCUGGACAGGAUGACCUUGUACUUGUUACAGUCCUGCUGUUAAAGAAAAUAGAGAAGAAAUCUGUGCAGUUCAAACAACAUUGGUCUCCAUAAGUUCGGGCAGCAGACCGAGAAGUUGGAUGCUUUCUGUGUGAAUUAUUGGACAUUUGGGGAGUGAAUUGCUGGACAGGAAAGUUCAGGAGCUUUUGUAUAGAAUAACCCUGCCUUGCGGGUGGUGGGAGUUGGUUUGAAAACAGCUUUAAAGGUGGUCUCUAGUGCCCAUGAUCAGUGGACUAUGUCGUGCUGUGGAGGAUGAAUGGCCAAGGAAUGGCGAAGUGUUAGUUGGUAGUGUAAUAUAUAAAACGAAACAAGGUUACAUCAGUGCUGUGUGGAGUAAUGUGACAAAAUGAUCUGCACUGUAAUCGUGGUCAUUUGGGGAAUUGUUAUGAGGAUGGCUGAUAUUAUAAAGAGAGGGUGGGGACUGAUUCAGUAUCUGCACAAUCCCAAUCACAAUCCAACCGUGGGAAUGUGCCUGAUCCCUCUUUUAUUUGCAAAUGUUUUAGUUGUACAUAAUGAUCGUGAGGAUGCGGAGAUGAGGUUAUAGAAGUGAGUUUGUCCUACGCGGACAAGAGAAACCGAGGUUUAAGUAUGUGUAAUAUAAAAGGUAGAAAAUGCAGGCGAUACUCGAAGGCAGACAGUGUCAGCAGAGAGAGAGAAACGGUGAACAUUUUGAGUCAGUCAGAAUUAGUGUGAUUGCCAAACUGGUGCAGAGGUAGGUUGUAGGAGGAUCAGAGAGAAGGCGAUCGGCUCCUGAGGUCUCGCCUCCCGACUCUGCUGAGGGGAGGGGAGUGGGGUGGACACAUCUUGUUGAAUGAACCAGGAGGAAAUGGGAGAGAGGAACAGAGGAAGUUGCAGAUGAACUGUGAGGAAUCGGUGGUGAACAGGAGCAACACCAGGGAAACGGCACAGCGGCAAAGUGGCGGUCAGUCAGCUCGACGCUCUGCAGAGACACGGUGGUGUUCCGAGUCACAUGAAGUAAGAAUCCUCGCACUGACUGGGCCCCGUUGGCCUUGAGUUGGUGUGAGUGGGACAAUGAAAAACAAGUUCCAUGACCAAUACAAAAUAGCAUGUUCUGCUGUUGCUUGUGCCCAGCACUGUGGAUCUGUGUGUGACGUGGUUGCGUCCAAUGCACUUGAAUCAAUCUGCGGGUGAUACACUACUUUAUAAUGUAACUUAUUGAGCUCAGCAUGUAAUUUAAAUAAUGUACAGCCCCUCUGGAAAAAUAUUUAUGAAAGUAUUUUUAUAUCAAUUUAAAGGAUUAAAAUUUAGUAAACCAACAGG
This is a messenger RNA of Pristis pectinata (smalltooth sawfish), 4933 nucleotides long. RefSeq names its product sema domain, immunoglobulin domain (Ig), transmembrane domain (TM) and short cytoplasmic domain, (semaphorin) 4C (gene sema4c). NCBI's taxonomy places the organism in Eukaryota, Metazoa, Chordata, Chondrichthyes, Rhinopristiformes, Pristidae. Gene Ontology annotation, biological process: semaphorin-plexin signaling pathway; muscle cell differentiation; positive regulation of cell migration. The coding region runs from base 533 to 3049 and encodes 838 amino acids. The record is from RefSeq and is a predicted model, not a curated record. The transcript has 16 exons. Gene Ontology annotation, molecular function: chemorepellent activity; semaphorin receptor binding.